AUGGAGCUUCACUUUUCGGAGAUAAUAAUCCGAGGCAAUAGAUCUUUUUACAGUCUUGGAAGACGGAUAUUUGAUAUCUAUAUUCAGGAGAAACUGGUGUGGAAGGAUUUUGACAUUGAAAAGGAAGCACAAGGGGUUGAUAAGGAAGUCAUUAAGGAACUUAAAGCAGUUGAGGUUAAGAACAAAACUUUAGAGAUCCGAUUUCAUUGGUCUGGGAAAGGGACAACAGCUUCUCCAACGAGAGGAACAUACGGUCCUCUUAUAUCAGCUAUCUCUCUAGAGUCUGAGUUCCCGCCUCCUCGUGAUAAGAAAAGCAAGGUACCUAUUGUGGUGGGAGCUUCAGUUGGAGCUUCGGUUUUAUGCCUCAUUUUCUUGAUUUUAGGCAUUCUUUGGUGGAAAGGCAGUCUGGAUAGCAAGACAUCAAGGGAAAAAGCUCUUAGAGAACUGGAUCUGCAAACUGGAUUUUUCACCUUCAGGCAAAUUAAAGCUGCCACUAACAACUUUGAUCUUAAAAACAAAAUUGGGGAAGGCGGUUUUGGGUCUGUCUACAAGGGUAUAUUGUUGGAUGGUACUAUAAUCGCAGUUAAGCAACUAUCUUCAAAAUCUAAGCAAGGAAACCGUGAGUUUGUCAAUGAAAUAGGCAUGAUUUCUGGUUUACAACAU
Messenger RNA from Prunus avium (sweet cherry), 663 nucleotides. The record is from RefSeq and is a predicted model, not a curated record. NCBI's taxonomy places the organism in Eukaryota, Viridiplantae, Streptophyta, Magnoliopsida, Rosales, Rosaceae.